UGCCUCUUUCUCCAGUGUCUGAGGCAUCUCAGCCAGCUGCAGACUGGCAGGUUCCCACUCUGCAUGUGCAGUCCCAGCACUGCUGGAAAGAACGUCAACUUUCCCUGGGAGAAUCACUACACCCUAAGGAUUAAACAUGAUCUUCCUCCUUGGACUCCUUGCGCUCUGCGUUUCUGCCUCCCUGGGAGAUCAUGGAUCUGUGAUAACUGAAAACAACUUAACAGAAUUUUCUAUGGUAAAUGGCAAUGAGGAAAAGGGUGGACCCCGAUUUCCAAGACAAAUUCCGUAUUCAUCAAGAAGAGAAAUCAAGCCCUUGGUUGCUGAGUUUACUGUGAAAUCUACCAUUUUAUCACGCUAUGCAUUUACUGCUGUGUCCUGCACCAUGGUUAAUCGGGCAGUCGAGGCAAAGGAGGUUGUAUUUCAGAUGCAGAUUCCAGCUGCAGCGUUCGUCUCCAACUUCACAAUGAUUAUUGGGGGCAGGACUUAUCACAGUGAAGUCACCUGGAGAAAAAAGACAGGAGAUAACACUAUACUGGACCUUGAUAAAAUUAUUGGUGACAGACGGGAGAAUGAAAUGGAAACAUUUAAUGCAUCAGCGACUAUCCCAGGAAGAAACAAAGCAGUUUUUCUGUUGAUGUACGAAGAGCUCUUACAAAGACGCCUUGGGUUGUAUGAGCAUGUGGUCAGUGUACGCCCACAGCAGUUGGUGGGCUCACUAUUGGUGGAGACCACUAUUCUGGAGACAUCUGGCAUCACUUUCCUGGAAGUUCUCCCUCUUCAGAACAACAAGCAGAAAAGCAAAAACACUGAUGCAAUCUCCCCUCCUCCUUCAACAGUAAUCAACCAGACAGAACACUUUGCAAGAAUACAGUUUAAACCCAAUGUGUUUCAGCAAGCAAAGAUCACUCAAAAUGGGAUUCUGGGAGAUUUUGUUAUUCGCUAUGAUGUACGGAGAGAGCUCAGUGUGGGAGAUAUCCAGGUUUUAAAUGGAUACUUUGUACAUUAUUUUGCACCAACAGACCUGCCUCCACUUCCAAAGAAUGUGAUCUUUGUUAUUGAUACAAGUGCUUCCAUGGUGGGAACUAAAAUUAAACAGACUAAAGACGCCCUAUUUACUAUUCUUCGAGAUUUGAGGCCUGAUGAUCAUUUUAAUAUAAUUGGCUUUAACAAUAAAAUCAAAGUUUGGCAGUCAAAAGAGCUUGUGAAAGUUUCUCCUAACAACAUCCGAGACGCAAAAAAGUUCAUCUAUAGCUUAUCACCUGCUGGAGGUACAAAUAUAAAUGGAGGUAUCCAGGUUGCAUCAAAUCUCCUCAAUGAUUACCUUGCUAAUAAUGGCAAGCAGGAGAGAAGUGUGUCACUGAUUAUAUUCCUAACUGAUGGACGACCCACUGUUGGGGAGGUACACUCUAUCCGAAUCCUAAGCAAUACCAAGAAUGCCAUACGCGAGAAGUUCUGUCUAUUCAGCAUUGGUAUUGGCAGUGAUGUGGAUUACCAGCUGCUAGAGAAAUUGUCCCUAGAGAACUGUGGCAUGAUGCGUCGGAUCAGUGAGGAUGAGGAUGCAGCACUUCAGCUGAAAGGGUUUUAUGAUGAGAUUGGAACCCCACUGUUGUCUGACAUUCGUAUCGACUACCCACCAGAUAGUGUUGAAUAUGUCACACAGAACAUGUUUUACAACUACUUUAAUGGAUCAGAAAUAGUGGUGGCAGGGAAACUAGUUAAUCAGUCUGACGACGUUCUACAUGUUCAGAUCACAGCAAGCAACAGCAAUAAGUAUGUUGUCCUAGAGGCUGAUGUCAAGCUUGAAGGUUUUGGCCAAGACGAAAUUAUAGGGUCUGAGAUCAUAAAGGACAAUAAAGAAUAUAGGAACCAUAUUGAAAGAUUGUGGAGUCACCUGACAUUCAAGGAACUUCUUACAUCUUGGCAUAAAAGUAACAGCGACACUGAGAAGGAGGCUAUAAUGAAAAAAGCCAGCAAACUGGCACUGAAGUACAAUUUUGUCACCCCAUUCACAUUGCUAGAAGUUAAGGAGCAUGAAUUCCAGGCUGAUCUUCCCAAAGAAGAGGCUACAAGCCUUUACACAGAGGGGAUUGGACAGAAACUGCUCAACCUACCAGGAAAAAAAGCUCCACAAGGAUCCCCAUCUGAGCAGAUAAGCAGCCAUAAACCACCCAUCUCUAAAACUUCAGCGGACGGAGACCCACAUUUUGUUGUUGACUUCCCUUUGAGUAAGCUGACCGUGUGCUUUAACAUUGAUGGCGAACCGGGUGACAUACUGAGGCUGGUGUCAGACCACAAACACUCUGGUGUAACAGUAAAUGGACAGCUGAUCGGGGCACCAGCACCACCAAAUGGUCAUAAGAAGCAGAGGACAUAUUUCAGCAGAAUUACUAUAAUAAUCAACAAACCGAAGCGCACUUACAUAGAAAUUACUCCUGCCAAGGUCAUCUUGGACAGCAAGGAUCGUCUCAUUCUGACAUGUGACAAAAGCGCUACAGUGAAGAGUGAUGAGCUAAUGGUUGCAGUUGCUGCAAAAUCUAACGUCACCAUAACCAUCCAAGGGUCCAUCAGCUUUGUCAUACUGGUCCAUAACUACAAGAAUCCAGCACCAUUCCAGAGAAAUCACUUGGGAUUCUACAUUUCUAACAGCAAAGGGCUGUCUUCUAAUUCUCAUGGCCUUUUAGGUCAGUUCCUACAUAAUGAAGUUAAGGUCACUAAGGCAACAAACCAAACCUCAAAUGCUGGCAACAUUUUGAAGGUGAGGAAUCGCUCUGUCCCUGUAAUCAGAAAGCAGCGGAAAUUGUAUAACGGCCUUCACCAGGUGGACUGUUGGUUUGCAAAAAAUAAUGCUCACAAACUGAUUGAUGGGCUGUAUCUGGAUUAUCUGGUGUCUCAUCCUUUUGACUGUGGGAAUGAUUUAAUAACAAAUGAAGUUUAAAAUGAAAUUAUCAUGUAUGGUUUCAACUACAUUCCACUUGAACUAUGCUAAGAAAUGAUGGAAGAGAACAGUCAAUUAUCAGAAGACUGCAGCACAGACAUUGUGUUUUAUACUUCAUAUGGAUCUACAUUGCACAGUGCUGUAUUUCGGAGUGACAGAAUAAUGUUGUGACUUACUUUGCACAAAGUGUUCAUUGGAAACCCUUUUCCAAAUGGACCACUGCAUCCAUUUCCAGUGUAGUCACUGAAUUCAUUUUAUAUGUAUCCAUAUUUCUAUGAUAUACAAUUUCCAUUUUUUUUUUACUAAAAUACUUUAUUUUAUUUAUGCUUUGAUUUUUUAGAAUGUACUUUUGAGAUGGUUUAAACGAGCAGUAGACUUUUUGAAAAACCCUAAAUAAUGAAUUCUGCCUUCUACAUAGGACAAAUUUUCUGCACAGUAUUUAGGGAGGAUCAGAGUUGUCCAUUUUACGCGUUUCAUAGAUGAAGGCAAUAUGCUAACAUUUAAGAUAUCCAAUUUAUUAAAACACUAGUUAUCAGCCCACCAAAAUGAUGGAACAACAUAACAGUAAUGUUAGUGCCAGUGACUGUGUGCGUCUGAAUGGAGCAACACUUGAAUUGCUCCAUCAGGCACAAUGUAGCAGCCAUCGGCACGUAAAACCCUUGAGAGGUGAUGAGCAGUGUCAGCCUUUUAUUAUAUAGUAUUAUUAGUGUAAACCAGGGGUUCUCAAACUCGGUCCUCAGGACCCCACACAGUGCAUGUUUUGCAGGUAACCCAGCAAGUGCACAGGUGUAUUAAUUACUCACAGACACAUUUUAAAAGGUCCACAGGUGGAGCUAAUUAUUUCACUUGUAAUUCUGUGAGGAGACCUGCAAAACAUGCACUGUGUGGGGUCCUGAGGACCGAGUUUGAGAACCUGUGGUGUAAACAAACAUUAUAGCUCAUGCAUUGCAUAUCUAUGACUACAAAUGCUGCAUAGGCACACUGCGAUUAUAAAAAGCCAAUGCAACUUUUUUAGAUUAGCUGCAACUUACCACUUUACUACCCAUUUCAUUCUACACCUCAUCAGAGACAACUGAAUGUUGAUCAAGACUGGUGUAAAGUGUGGUUGGACAAUUAUCUUUAUCUCAACCACGUCUGAUCAUUGUCCAACUGCACAAACUGCUUCGUUGGAUCCAGCUAUUUGACAAGAUCUGUGCAAUCUGGCCACAAACAUGUUUCACUAAAGCGACAUAAAUUUGGAGUCUUGAGUUAGAUCAGUGUGUAUAUGGGCAUGUAAAACUGGCCACACUUAAUCUGAUUUGGUACGCCUUUAAACUAUUUGCAGCUACAACAAACAACAGCUUUAACAGAUCAAUAGAUAGACAGCAAUUUGACCACCAUUGCAUUUUAAGUUAUGGGCCAAACUGCCAGUAAUAACACUUUCAGACAGAAAAGUCUGAAAGUCCUGGCAAUUACCCGGCAUUUCAGUGCCAGGUAGUUUUGCCGAGACCUGCCUGACCCCCCUUUCAUACAGACAAGCAAAUUACCGGGUCGAGAAUUUUGAAUCGGUAAUUUGCAGAUCAACACGGGUAUUUUGUCUGUGUGAAUUGGUCAACCCGGGUCUCCAACCCUGGUAGAUUCCAGGGUCGAAGUCCCGGGAAUUUCAUCCCGGGUCGACCCUUUCACACAGAAAAAGGACCCGUGUUUUUCGUGAAGUUACCGGGUAGAACUGCUUCACCCGGUAAUUUCAGUUUCUGUCUGAAAGGGGUAUAAGAAGUGCCUCAUUUAUUUCUUGAUCUGGCUAUUGGUUUGAUGCCCAGAUUAGUUUAUUUUUGCAAAUGUACAAGGGCAACUUCUGAUACAAAGUAACAAACUACUUUCUGCAAGUUAAAUAAUCAUAGAUUAUUCAUAACAGUAGGGUAGAUAAACGGUCAGUGGUUUUUGGGACCCCGAUUGGUUGGUCUUUGAUGUCUGCAGCCUGUGUAGGUGCACACUGUGUAAUUUAGCCUGUGUGUUGGCAGAGUUUACUGGCAAGGGAGUAAAGGGUUGUUCAGUAUUACUGCCACAUUGGGUACAAAUACAAGGUAUGUAGACAUUUACGACUGGGUUCCCUUUUCUACUCAAGUCACUAGCAGGCAUGCUGAGAACCUAUACAGCAGGCCUGGCCAACCUGUGGCUCACCAGCUGUUGUAAAACUACACAUCC
Molecule: messenger RNA, 5119 nt
Organism: Pseudophryne corroboree (corroboree frog)
Lineage: Eukaryota; Metazoa; Chordata; Amphibia; Anura; Myobatrachidae
Gene: ITIH5
Product: inter-alpha-trypsin inhibitor heavy chain 5
Exons: 14
Coding region: 137-2935 (932 amino acids)
Biological process (GO): hyaluronan metabolic process
Molecular function (GO): serine-type endopeptidase inhibitor activity
Source: RefSeq, a predicted model, not a curated record